AUGACAGGCUCAUUUGGAUGGGUUGCUACCCAUCCAUCGGAUUACAUCAAAGGCAUGUUGCAGGCGUUGAAAGAGAACUUGGCGGAUUUUGACUUCGGUAUGUCACUCUUUUGGGAUCGGUCGGAACCUAAAUGUUAUUUGCCCGUGAACGACUUGGAUGGGAAGGAUUUCGAUGAGAAGGUGAAGGCGGCGUCCGAAAUAUUGGCGAAGAAUCCUCCUCGCGGAAGUAAUGAAAACGAUUGGCCGGAGGACUCAUUGUCUGCAUUGCCCGUGGUGGCUGCAAACCAGUUUGCUUCCAUGCCGACUGAUGCGGUUAAGAUUUUCGUCGUUAUCACCGACGACUGGGGCAAGUACCACGGCAUGGAAUGUCCUGAGAAGCAGUGCUACACCCAUUGGGAGACAGACGACGCAGUCAUAAACGACAAGGUGACUGAGGAGGUUACCUGCGAUACACACAUCUGGUACCCGACAAUGGACCAACUCAUCGACAGCAUAAAGACCUACAACAUCAUUCCCAUUACCCUCAUCGUCGAGAAGUACGUUGACUGGUGGACAGACAUGUGGUCCGUCCACGCAAAACUGGACGCCAGCCAAGGCGAGUUCGGCGUGUUCCCCAUGACCAUGAGCGCCACAGGCGUUGCGCAGAGCAUCGUCGAGAGUAUCAACGCGGUGAGCUGCAUCCUCAAGACCACGACGACCACGACCACGACGACCACGACCACACCCACAACCGCCACCACUGUUACCACGGUUGUUCCCAUCAUAACCACCACUGGUGUACCGGGACCAGCACCGGACCACAACAAGGCAAUUGCCAUCGGCAGCGCAGCAGCCGGGGCAGCCGCCUUGCUUGCUGGCGCGGCUUGGUACAAACUGCGAGAUAGUCCACCACCCGAACUCGACGUCGUCGAGGAGGAAGGCGCGGCGGAUGCGGCCCAAGCCGGGAACCGCGAGUCUAUCGUAGCCAUGGAAGAAGACGCGUAUGAAUAG
Messenger RNA from Gregarina niphandrodes, 990 nucleotides. RefSeq lists its product as hypothetical. The coding region runs from base 1 to 990 and encodes 329 amino acids. The transcript has a single exon. NCBI's taxonomy places the organism in Eukaryota, Apicomplexa, Conoidasida, Eugregarinorida, Gregarinidae. The record is from RefSeq and is a predicted model, not a curated record.